AGCCAGCGGCGGACUGCGUCAGGUUGGGUUGAGCGGCGUCCCCUUCCCUGCCUGUGUCUGGCGGCGGCUGCGGCUGCGGGGCCGGUGCGGGCGGAGGGGCGCAGCGGAGGGCGGCCCGCUCCCUCGCUCGCUAAGAUGGCGGCGGCGGCGGCGGCGGCCGUGGCGCGGCUGGAGGGCCGGGAGUUCGAGUACCUCAUGAAGAAGCGUUCGGUGACCAUCGGCCGCAACUCCUCGCAGGGCUCGGUGGACGUGAGCAUGGGCCACUCCAGCUUCAUCUCCCGGCGCCACCUGGAGAUCUUCACCGCUGCUCCCCCGCCGCCGCCACCGGCCGGCGCGGACGGGCCGCCGCCUCCGCCUCAGGGGGACCCCGCGGCUGCCACCGGCGGCGGCGGAGGGGACUUCUACCUGCGCUGCCUCGGCAAGAACGGCGUCUUCGUGGACGGCGUGUUCCAGAGGCGGGGGGCGCCGCCGCUGCAGCUGCCCCGAGUCUGUACUUUCAGGUUUCCCAGCACAAACAUCAAGAUAACAUUCACAGCUCUGUCCAAUGAAAAGAGAGAAAAACAGGAGGCCCCGGAGUCCCCAGUGAAGCCUGUGCAACCCCAGAUCUCUCCCUUAACAAUAAACAUUCCAGACAACAUGGCUCACCUGAUCAGCCCUCUCCCUUCUCCCACAGGAACUAUCAGUGCUGCAAAUUCCUGCCCAUCUAGCCCCCGUGGUGCAGGCUCUUCAGGGUACAAAAUGAGUCGUGUAAUACCAUCUGACCUACAUUUAAUGGCUGACAAUUCACAGUCAGAAAAUGACAAGGAAGCAUCAGGUGGAGAUAGCCCAAAGGACGACUCUAAGCCACCUUACUCCUAUGCACAGUUAAUAGUACAAGCAAUUACAAUGGCACCUGAUAAGCAGCUUACACUAAAUGGAAUUUAUACGCACAUAACUAAAAAUUAUCCGUACUACAGGACAGCAGACAAGGGCUGGCAGAAUUCAAUACGUCACAAUCUCUCUCUGAAUCGUUAUUUCAUCAAAGUACCACGUUCCCAGGAAGAACCAGGCAAAGGCUCAUUCUGGAGGAUAGACCCUGCCUCUGAAAGCAAAUUAAUAGAGCAGGCUUUUAGGAAAAGGCGGCCUAGGGGAGUACCUUGCUUUAGAACCCCUCUGGGACCACUCUCUUCUAGAAGUGCCCCAGCUUCUCCUAAUCACUCUGGCGUGUUGUCUGCGCACUCCAGUGGAGUCCAGACCCCCGAGAGUCUGUCCAGGGAAGGAUCUCCAGUCCCAAUGGAACCUGAGCCCAGUGCUAUCCAGCCAAAACUAGCGGUAAUACAAGAAGCGCGAUUUGCACAGAGUGCCCCAGGAUCACCUCUAUCUAGCCAACCAGUUUUAAUUACUGUACAACGGCAGCUACCACAAACUAUUAAACCUGUCACCUACACUGUUGCAACUCCCGUGACAACAUCGACAUCCCAGCAGCCUGUAGUUCAGACAGUUCAUGUUGUCCACCAGAUACCAGCUGUGUCUGUCACAAAUGUGACUGGAUUAGCACCAGCAAACACUUACACUGUAGCUGGACAGGCAGUAGUCACGCAAGCUGCGAUGGUAACCCAGCCCAAGGUAGAACCUCAAGAGAAUGGAGACCACAAGGAAGUAAAAGUUAAAGUGGAGCCUAUACCUGCUAUUAGUCAUGCUACAAUAGGAGCUGCUAGUCGUAUCAUUCAGACAUCUCAGACCACACCCUUACAGACAGUUACUAUAGUGCAACAGGCACCUCUAGGUCAACACCAGCUACCAAUAAAAACUGUAACGCAGAACGGAACGCACAUAGUACCUAUCACCACUGCGAUACAAGGACAGGGCAACGCUGCUGCUGCGAGUCCUUUGCAUAUGUUAGCAACCCAUGCAUCUGCAUCGGCAUCUCUUCCAACAAAGCGCCAGAACGGAGACCAGUCAGAACAGCAGGAACUCAAACGUAUCAAAACAGAAGAUGGAGAGAGCAUAGUCAUAGCUGUUAACGUGGACACCCCAUCUGUGGCAGUGAGUGAUAAAGGCAGCCAGAACUAGAAACUUAGGGGAGUUUUCUUUUCUUUUCUUUUCUUUUUUUUUAAAAAAAAUAAACUCCAUGGUGCCAAAAGGAGACACUUAAAUAUAACACCUAAAAUGUUGGAACAUGUUCUCACGCAGUGGGGAAAGGGGCCCUGUGAUCAGACUUCAACUUUCAGCACUGAAAAUACCCAACACAGGUGGCCUUAAAACUUGGUAAUUUAAAGUCAAACUGCAAACCAUCUUGUUCCAGAGGCUGUGACCCCGCUCCUCCCUGCCCCCUACUGAACUGUGUACACUGAGAAAUACAGUGUUGGGGAGGGCUGCAGCUUUAAAAAAAUCUUUAUCAGAUUAUUUUAAGGACUGAGUAUCUCAGUGUAACGGCAGCAUGAUAAGCGCUUAGUGUGAACUGGUUUCAAACGAUUGUAUAUUCCUCAAAGGGAACAGAGGCAAGGAGCCAUUUCCUACAUCUUGGCAGCUAGCCUUUCAUAAUGACCUACCCGAUGCAGUUGUUGGUAGAUAUGCAGUAUUUUGUUGUUCACAUGUGGAAUUAGAAAUUUAUGAGGUGUAUUUUCAUUUCUUUGCAAAAUAAUGGGGUCUUUGACAUUUCAAAUCACUCCAUUUCUACUCCGGAAACUUUGGAAUCACACAAUACUUUUCAUGUGAAAUUUUGUUUGGUAAAAAACUGAAUGUAGGGUUUUUUUAACCAAUGGAAUGAUUUACUUUUGUCUGUCCUGUUAAAGUUCAGAUAAAGCUACUUUAUUACAUCUGCAAAUUUUCAUAUUUUAGCAGUUGCCUGAUAAAUUUAAUCAAAUUUUAUUACCAUGUGUAGUGAUCAAAUGCUUCUUUGGGCUUGCAUGUAACUGAUUAGAAAUUACAAUGUAAAUGAGCCGUUAACUGACGUAAAGAACUGCUAUGAAUUUGACCAGAGCUGCACUUAUCUGUUUCUCUUUCUGCUACCUUUUGCUGUUUGUUACUUUGUGUUGACUUUGACUGUCCCUGGCAUAUUUUUCCAGUCUAAAGUAAAACAAGAGUCUCGCUUAAUAUUGUGUAUGUUUAAGAUAACAGACUGUUCUUCAUUUAGAAAGAUGAAAUUCUUUAUCACAAGUCCUUUUAAAAAGAGAGUAAAAUUAUCUUGUCAGAGGUAUAUUCGAUAUUUUUAAGCUUAAGCACCCAUCAGUAGAAAUUAAUCUGACCAGUUUCUCCGUAACACUUUUGAUGUCAUACACUGACCUUUUUGGGUCUCCAUUAAGAGUAGCUGUUGUGGUUUUCUAACAGUGGCUACCGUAUUAUUAUAAUAAUUUUUUUUUAAGUGUGUGUUCUGCAGUUGAACAUUUUAAAAUGUAUUGGUAAUUUCUCACUUUAAUUGUGGUAAUAGAUUCCACUUUACAUUUCAAAAUUAAAUUUAAACGUGAGGCUGCUGUUCAGUCUUCAAUUCACAUAACGUCUUAUUUCCUCAUGCAGUAAGGUGAGUGAAAGCUAGAUAGUUGGCUUAAUUUGAAUCUGAUUUUUGUCAUUUUCUGUAAUAAUGAUGCAUUAUUUAUAUUUCCUUUCCCACUACGAAAGGAAAAACUGUAUUUUCAUGAUGGACUGAACAGUUUGGAGUGGUUUAUUUAGGCAGCUUUUGGGAACUAUUUACCUAAAGACCAAAUAUGAGAAAUCUGUACAAGUUUUGUGUUCAUCCACAAAAUGGAACUGUUACAAUGUCUCUGCAGAUAAUACAUAUUAAAAAACUAUGAAAAAAAAAAAA
Molecule: messenger RNA, 3781 nt
Organism: Grus americana (Whooping crane)
Lineage: Eukaryota; Metazoa; Chordata; Aves; Gruiformes; Gruidae
Gene: FOXK2
Product: forkhead box K2
Exons: 9
Coding region: 136-2052 (638 amino acids)
Biological process (GO): regulation of transcription by RNA polymerase II
Molecular function (GO): RNA polymerase II cis-regulatory region sequence-specific DNA binding; protein binding; DNA-binding transcription factor activity, RNA polymerase II-specific
Source: RefSeq, a predicted model, not a curated record